UUUUACCUUUUUUGUGCUUGCAAACUGUACGGGUCAUCACUUGACCCAGGAUGUCAGACCUAGCAUUCCGAUCCCAGUCUAGCAUUGGACCAGCCUUUGAACCCAUCAGGACAAAAGGCAGCCAAUUUUGGAGAGGGGACGAGAGGUUCCUGAUCAAAGGCAUCAACUAUUUCAAGCAGAAACUCGACAUAGAAGCCAGCAAGAAUGGAAUUCGUAGAUGGAAACAUCAAGACGCGCUCGCGAAUGAACAGCUUGAUGAAUUGCGCGAGGAUCUCGAAAUUCUGCAAGAAUUGGGGAUCAAUACGCUUCUUGUUCCACAGCUACACCCUACGAAAGAUUAUGGAGAAGCAAUCAACUUGCUCGCUGAGAAAGGGUUCUAUCUCAUUGUCGAAAUCGGUACUUUUGGACGAGAAAUUUUGAAGAAUGGGCGUGUCUACCGAAAUACGGAAAUCGAUCUGGAUGCAUGCUAUACCUUCGACGCGAUACAGGAUGAUCUUCGACUCGUCGAUCAUCUUGCGGAUUUUCAGAACGUGCUGGGGUUCAUGGUCGCGGGAGACUGCAUCAAUCGCAGACAACAAGUGACAAGAUUCGCAGCAGUCUUGCGCGCUUUCGUCCGCGAUACUAAAGCUUUCUUACGCCUGCGAGGGGGCCGAACCGUGCCGGUGGGAAUUUCCAAUCCUUGCGUGAUGGAUUUGCGGUUGCCGGCGUUGAAGUACUUCACUGCUGGUUCGCGAGAAGAAAGAGUGGAUUUCUUUGCUCCGCAAGAUUAUAGCUGGUGCGGACCAAGCAAUUUCCAAAUGUCAGGCUGGCAGAGAGCGGUGGAAACACUAGAGCGCGAUGAUGUUCGUGUGCCGAUGUUUCUGGCUGAGUUUGGCUGCAAUGCUCGUGAGAGGAUCUGGGAUGAGAUCGCUUGUUUGUAUGGGGAGGAAAUACUUGGGGCGUACAGUGGAGGUUGUGUGUAUUGUUUUGAGGAAUACUGGAAUGGAUAUGGAGUUGUGAAAAGAGGAGAGGAUGGCCGUGUAGAAAGAAAGCGGGAGUUUGAGACACUGAAAGGACGAUUGCAGGAAGCCAGCAGAGCGUCGGCAACUGCCAUGUCUGGCAUGGAGCCCAGAGAUUAUGAGAACUGGACCGGAGAGUUCCCUGGAGAGACGAGGAAUGAUUUGUGGUUGGCUACCAGCGCAUUGCCUCGAUGCCCUGGAGAUCUGGCGGCUUUCGUGCAAGAGCUCAGAGACGAGCGAGAAUGGGACGUUGUCGACAGAGUGGAAGGACUUGGUCUGGAGGAUGCAUAGGGUAGUUUGAGAAGAUUGAAGCUCGGUCACUAGAUCAUCCGAUAAUGUCAACUUGCCUCAAAUUCCGAACCGUGUGAGACAUGCAUGUGACUCCUGUUCCCGAUACUGGAUGAACUAGAUCGAAGUGCCUAAGAAUUGUGAGUAGCGAGGCGCGAGGGGAAGUGGCAGACGCUGUGGAAGUCCCCUCAAGCUGGAAUUGGCGUGAGUCGAUCUUGCCGUGAUCAUGAGUGCCAAAGAUAGAGGAGAAUCCGGGUCUGUGGUUCAGGCUUAUCGUAGCCCCUCCUGGCUAGUCAGACGCUCGUGAAUGGAUCGACCAGGCGGCGAAUGAACCAAGGUCAGGUGGACGCAGCGUGGAAAGUCAGUUCGGGACUGCAGUGUGCGGAGUCGGUGGUGAUGUGCUGUGUGAACUUGACUGCCCAAAGUGCCAGCCCCUUGCAUGAGGUAAAGAAG
This is a messenger RNA of Cercospora beticola, 1739 nucleotides long. RefSeq lists its product as uncharacterized. Gene Ontology annotation, cellular component: plasma membrane. Gene Ontology annotation, biological process: fungal-type cell wall (1->3)-beta-D-glucan biosynthetic process; fungal-type cell wall organization. The record is from RefSeq and is a predicted model, not a curated record. Gene Ontology annotation, molecular function: 1,3-beta-glucanosyltransferase activity. Lineage: Eukaryota; Fungi; Ascomycota; Dothideomycetes; Mycosphaerellales; Mycosphaerellaceae.